AUGCAAAGUACAACAGCGGGUGAACCACAUAAUAUUCUUGUUGCUAGUGAUCAUACAAUCGCCAAAGAUAAAGUAAUCGCACUAGCACGUGAAAUGAACUUCGAAUCAUUUAAUGCAGGUUCCAUUCGAGCAGCGCGUCGCCUAGAAACUGAUACUAAAUCUCUGUUUCCUCAAUGGCGGAUUCCUGUUCUUGUCGCACUUGUCAUUUUAUGCAUCUGGCUUACUUAUAUACUUUGCAUGUAUUUUAUCAAGUAUGGAGGAACUUCGUGGGAACAGCUCUUUUUAAAUAUGGUCAAUAAAGCAUUAGGUCCAAGUGUCAUCACCAUGUUAGCCAUCGUAUACAUGCCGUCGAACCUUGCAUGUAUAUUUCAAUUGGCCUACGCAACUCGAGAAAGACGAUUUCCAACAUGGUUGGAUCGAUGGAUGUUAAGUAGAAAACAACUUGGUCUAUUGACAUUUGCUUUAGCUCUUUGUCACUCUAUGUUCACGAUCAUUCUUGUAUCACCUGCUUAUUUCUCUUCAUGGUUUCAUCGUGCUGAAAUCAGAGUAUCGACCAUUCACAAUCAGACACGCUUCGUCUUUCACGACAACUUGAUGAAGGGAACAGGAGAAUUAGCAGCUCUGUUAGGUGUUCUAACUCUAUUUUGUAUGUCGAUUCUGGCUAUAACAAGUAUUCCUGCGAUUGGUAAUUUAUUGAAUUGGCGAGAGUGGCGCUUCAUACAAUCAAAACUAGGUACUGUGACAUUAUUACUUGCUAUUGGACACGUCGUUACAGUAGGCAUACCAUUCUGGAUGCCACAGACCUUAGGAUGUGAUCAAGAAAUAAAUUUUACUUAA
Molecule: messenger RNA, 837 nt
Organism: Rotaria sp. Silwood1
Lineage: Eukaryota; Metazoa; Rotifera; Eurotatoria; Philodinida; Philodinidae
Source: the annotation of a GenBank genome assembly